Molecule: messenger RNA, 2629 nt
Organism: Danio aesculapii
Lineage: Eukaryota; Metazoa; Chordata; Actinopteri; Cypriniformes; Danionidae
Product: integrin alpha-7-like
Exons: 19
Biological process (GO): cell-cell adhesion; integrin-mediated signaling pathway; leukocyte migration
Cellular component (GO): external side of plasma membrane; integrin complex
Molecular function (GO): integrin binding
Source: RefSeq, a predicted model, not a curated record
UCUGUGCACUUGUGCAGUCUGUCUACAGUAGUCUUCAGUAGAGGAUCAGACUGGAGCCGGUCAUGUCUCCGUGGGUCGCUGCUGUGCUCCUGGCCGCUGUUUUCUCCAGGAUCUCAGCCUUUAAUCUGGACACCACCACCAUCCUCACUAAAGAGGGCGAGCAGGGCAGCUUCUUCGGCUUCUCUGUGGCUCUACACCAGCAGAUCACGCCAGAACCCCGCAGCUGGGUUCUGGUUGGAGCUCCUCAGGCCAGAGGUGUGGGUCCCCUGCAGAGCCAGCGUCCCGGAGCCCUGUACCGCUGCCCCGUCAGUGCAGAGCCCUGCCAGCGGGUGGAUGUGGACGCACAUGAGAGUCUGGACCGAGAGAGCAAAGACAACCAGUGGUUUGGGGUCACAGUCAAGAGCCAGGGCGCAGGGGGGAAAGUGGUGGUGUGUGCGCACCUGUACGAGCUCAGACAGCAUGUGAAUCAGUCGUUUGAGACUCGCGACCCUGUGGGCCGCUGCUAUGUGCUGAGUGCGGAUCUGACGGAGCGGGACGAUCUGGACGGAGGAGAGUGGAAGUUCUGUGAAGGUCGUCCUCAAGGUCAUGAGCAGUUCGGCUUCUGCCAGCAGGGUCUGUCUGCCAGCUUCAGUCCCGACCGCAACUUCCUGCUGCUCGGGGCUCCGGGGACGUACAACUGGAAAGGGCUGUUAUUCAUGGCCAACCCUGUAGAGGACGCUCUGGUCUACAAAACUCUGGAAGCAUCCAAAAGCUCCUUUGAAGACGUAGCCCAGAACAGCUAUCUGGGUUUCUCGGUGGACUCGGCCACAGCACUGGUCAAUAAGUCUGAGCUGACGGUGGUGGCCGGAGCUCCGCGGGCCAAUCACAGCGGGGCGGUGGUGCUGCUGCGGCGGGAUGGGGCGCACCAGCUGGUGCCCAAACACGUGCUGUGGGGAGAGGAGCUGGCAUCCUCGUUCGGGUACUCUGUGGCCACGGCGGACCUCAACAGCGACGGCUGGACGGAUCUGGUCGUCGGAGCUCCAAACUUCUUCGACCGUAAGGCAGAGAUCGGCGGGGCGGUGUAUGUGUUCCUGAACCCAGCCAGCCACUGGGCCAGAGCCCGACCCAUCCGCCUCAAUGGGACAUACGACUCCAUGUUCGGGAUGACGGUCAGCAGCGCUGGAGAUCUGGACCAGGACGGUUAUGAAGACAUCGCUGUCGGAGCCCCGUUUGAUGGAGAUGGAAAAGUGUUUAUUUACCGCGGCUCUUCAUCUGGCAUCGAUACCAAACCCUCUCAGGUUCUGGAUGGGCUUAAUGCAGGCGUGCAGCGCUUCGGUUACUCCAUAUCAGCUGGACUGGAUGUGGACGGUAAUUUGUACCCAGAUCUGGCGGUGGGCUCUCUGAGUGACCAGGUGGUGCUGUACAGGUCUCGGCCGGUCAUCCACGUGCUGCGUGAGAUCUCCAUCCAGCCGCAGUACAUCGACCUCACACAGCAGAACUGCGCAGGACAGCCCGGGGUUUGUGUGGACGUGACGGCCUGUUACACAUACACUGCUUAUCCAGACUCAUACUCUCCGCAUAUCACUCUCGGUGUGCACUUCGAGGCAGACGUAGAGCGCAGGAAGUUGAAUCUCCCGCACAGAGUUCAGUUCCUGGAUCGUGAAUUAUCAGAGCCGGAGUUUGUGCACUCAGUGGAGGUGGAGCUGCGCGGACAGAAACACCCCCACUGCCAGAACGUCACCUUACUGCUGCAGGAGAACAUCCGGGACAAGCUGCGGCCGGUGUCUCUGGCCAUCACACACACCAUACGCAGAAGCAGGCACACACACAAGCACACACACUCUCACACACACCCUCACACACACCAUCAGCUCCACCAGGAGAACCAGCUGAGCCCCGUCCUCAGCGUCAGCCCCUCCAACACACUCUACUCUGAGGUCAACUUUGUACGUGAGGGCUGCGGAGACGAUCAGAUCUGCCAGAGUAACCUGCAGCUGAGCUACGAGUUCGGCAGCAGAGACGCCAGUAGCUUCAGGGCCCUGCCACGAGACGAGUUCGGUGUUCAGGUGUUUUCACUGUCGGACCAGCGGGCGGUGCUGCUGGAGCUCACGGUCACCAACACCCCAUCUGACCCGCUGCGCCCGCUGGAGGAUGGAGAUGAUGCUCACGCCGCACAGCUGCUGGUGUCGCUGCCACACACACUCUCUUACUCUGGGCUUCUAGGCCAGCAGGUACUGUGUGAGGUCAACCAGAAUGGCUCUCAGGCUCUGUGUGAGCUGGGAAACCCUCUGAAGAGAGACGCUGUGGUGAAGUUCUACCUGGUCUUGAGCCCCUCGGCCCUCAGCAUCCACACCACCUCUCUGAGCGUGCAGCUGACUCUGUCCACGAUUAGCGAGCAGCCGUCUCUGGCCCCAGUGUCUGCGUUUGCGCGGGUGGUGAUCGAGCUCCCUCUGGUGCUUAGCGGUGUGGCUCGUCCCCAUCAGCUCUUCUUCAGUGGUGCUGUCAGAGGAGAGAGCGCCAUGAGCACGCUGGAGGACAUCGGCAGCCCGGUGGAGUUGGAGUUCAUUGUGAGUUUAUCACUGCGCUCAGAUCAGUUUCAGCGGCUGCAGAUAAAACACACAUGCUGCACACGGAGACAACACACUCUCAU